CUGAAUACAGGUAGGAAGAACAAAUCUACGGUACUUGUGUCAAUGUCGUUGGUCCGCGGAACUCAUUUGGGUUUGGAAAUUAACAUGCGGCUCUGAUCCGAGUGUCACUGCGGGGAUUCGGAGGGUGAAACCGGAUUACUUUCAGCUCGGACGGGAUAAAGUGUGUGUUUUUCCCCCUAAAGAUUAAAAAAGACAAGAAAUUCUGCAAGAAUGAAGAGUUUUCCCGUGAUGGCUCUGCUCCUGUGGCUGUGUUGUGUGUUUUAUGUUGGUAUUUUCCUGUUCGUGGGCGGUUUCCUGUUGGUGCGUUUGGAGGUCAACAGGACGAGCACCUGCGAGGACGUCUUGCCUCCAUCUUCUGACGGUACAUCACCAGACUUCUGCUCUGAACACCCUCGCGUACGCAGAGCCGUCAUCCUCAUCAUCGACGCCCUGAAAGCCGAUUUCGCUCGUUACGACCCGGGAAACCCGUCCCCCAGAGCGUUCGAGAACAAGCUGCCGGUCCUGGGAGAGAUGGUGGCGUCUCGGGGGUCGCACUCCAGGCUGUACACGUUUAGAGCCGAUCCUCCGACCACCACAAUGCAGAGGAUUAAGGGCUUCACCACCGGAUCUCUACCCACCUUUAUAGACGUGGGGAACAACUUUGCCUCGAGCGCCGUGUUAGAGGACAACCUGAUCCAUCAACUCGGUCAAGCAGGGAAACGAGUGGUCUUCAUGGGAGACGACACGUGGGUCAGUUUGUUCCCCAAGAAGUUCCACCGCUCGCUGCCGUUCCCCUCCUUCAACGUCAAAGAUCUGCACACCGUGGACAACGGAAUCCUCCAGAACAUCUUUCCUAUUAUGGAUGGAGAUGACUGGGACGUGCUCAUCGCUCACUUCCUGGGUGUGGAUCACUGCGGUCACCGAUUCGGGCCGGACCACCCUGCCAUGGCGGAGAAGCUCACGCAGAUGGACGGAGUUAUCAGGUCAGUGAUAAAGCAGCUGCAGAACGACACUCUGUUGGUGGUGAUGGGGGAUCACGGGAUGACCGACACCGGAGAUCACGGAGGAGAAAGUGAAAAGGAAACGGAUGCUGCUCUGUUUCUCUACAGCGGCUCUCCUCUGUUUCCAGCUCCUGAUGCUCAGCAGGUUGAGCCAGAAGUGGUGCCUCAGACGGAUUUAGUGCCUACCUUGGCCUUGCUUCUGGGAGUUCCCAUCCCUUACAGCAGCUUGGGGCAGGUGAUGCUCCCCUUUUUCCCCAGAAACAGUCUGCUGGAUGCACCUGUGGUUCUCAGCCAGGUGGAGGCGCUGUGGAUCAACGUCAAACAGGUGCAUCGGUUUUUGGAGACCUACUCCAGCAUGGCCAAAGACAUUCCAGCAGACAGUUUGUCUCAACUGCGAGCAAAGUUCUCCAAAAUCUCCUCCAAAUACAUGAGCUCGAUACACGAAGGAGUUCCUCCUCCCUCUGAACUGGUGGCCUCCAUGCAGGAAUACCUAAGCUCCGUUCGAGAGAUCUGUCGUGCCUCCUGGGCUCGUUUCCACCCUCUUAAAAUGGCAGUGGGGCUGCUAGUCCUGGGGUUCGGGUGCAUUUUGUGCUAUGUUAUCUCAGAACUCUCUGCUGUGGUUCUCCAGGGUGGCAUGUUGAAGACGCCGGUGCUUGCAGGGCUCCUGGUCGGGGGAGCGGUAGGCAUGGGUCAAAUAUUAAUGUUGGGGUAUGUGGAAGUCUCGUGGUGUUUGGGAGCCGCUGUGUUGUUUUCUGAGGCUUUAUUUCUUUGGAGGGCUCGGAGGGCAAGUCCUCGCAGUCGACCGUCUCACUGGCGCCUUUUAACUCCUCCACUGCUCGUCCUCCUCCUGCGCUGCGCCUCCUUGCUUUCGGACAGCUAUGUGAUCUCUGAGGGACGUGUGGUCACGUUCUUACUGUUUAGCCUUAGUCUGUACAUUCCACUUCAGCUCAACUGGAAUGGACUUUUGGUGCCUGCAGCUUCUGCUGAUACUCAGAAACCUCCCGGACUUCUUGCCCCUUCAUUGCUGCCCUCGGUUGUCCGGCGCGAGAGCAGCACUUUGCUUGUUUGCACAGGCAUCUUAGUGGCAUGCCUCUACCUUUCUCUGUCAUUCCACAAUUGUCGUGAAGAACAGGGAGCCUGCCAGCCUUCAGCGUUCUUGACGCCACUCUCACGGGUUCAGGAUAGUCGUCUGCGCAACUUGCACUAUGUUCUGUCUCUGGCAUCGCUUUCCGCGUGGGCGUUCCUGCUACACCGUUGGUUACGUCACUACGGGAACCUGAACUGCACAGGAGUCGUCGUGUUUACAGCUCGCUGCCUGCUUCCUCUUGCCUCUGUCUGCACCGGACUGCACUGGGCUGUCAGCGCAACUCCAGAAGACACCUUUAGGAACCUGGCAGAGCUGAUUAGCUUAGCGCAUGUGAUUCUUCCACGGAUUGUCUUCGGUCUUCUAGGCCUCGGGAUUUUGCUCUUGUGGCUGGACCCGCUUACUGUGUUCCUAAAGACACGAGCACCUUUAACGUCUCGGGGUGCCUCCAUGCCUCUGCCGAGGUACCGGGCUAGCACCGGAAUCAGCCCUCAAGCUGAGCUGCACCAUCUUAUACCGCAGUUAUAUCAGCGGAUCCGCCACUCCCUUGAUGAUGAAGGAGACAAGGGGACAGAUCAAGAUGGACGGCCAGCGGUAGAGGCCUACGGACUGGGAACCGUCUAUUCCGCACCCCUGGUCUUGCUAUGUGGUCUGAUGGGUCUUGGGAUGCUGCUGCUACACUCCGAAGGCAUGGCGCUAGCCUUCUUGCUGCUCCAGCUACAGGCUGCGGCUCUACUCCAUCUUCAUGCGUCCUCCAGCAAUCUUUCCAGCCAACAGAAUCACUCCAGUGUCUUCAGUGUCCCCUGGGCGCCGGUGGUUCUGUGGUCUCUGGCUGCCUCGCAGUUUUUUCACGCCACAGGUCACCUCCCUACAUUCCCGUCCAUCCAAUGGGGUGCUGCGUUUGUGGGUUUCCCUCAAGGACACACAGGGACCGCACUGCCUGCCUUGCUGGUCACCCUCAACACCUUUUCCUCACACAUCCUGUUUGCCCUCGGCUGCCCGUUGCUGCUCUUCUGGCCCUUGGUGCGCGAGCUGCGUGGGUCCCGGACCAGCCAGACGUGUGGAGAUGAUAACGGCGACGAGGUCAUCAUGGAGAUGAGACUGAGAGAAAACCCACAACAGUUCAGUUCCGCUUUACUGCAGCUCACAGCACGCUACCUGUUCGUUAACGGAGCACAGGUUUUGGCGUCGGUUUGUGCUGCUGCUAUUCUCAGGAGACACCUUAUGGUGUGGAAAGUGUUUGCACCCAAGCUGAUGUUCGAGGCCAGCGCCUUUAUCGUAGGCAGCAUGUUUGCUCUCAUCGGGGUCGCGCUGGUCAUGAGGGUCGACACUGCCGUGGCUCGCUUAUUUCAAAGACUCCUUCCGGAGAGUUCCAGGUAGUACCACCUACUGUGUUCCUCCUACAGUUUUAUCCAUCAUCCAUCCAUCUGUCCAGCCAUCUGUCCAUCCGACAGGCCGCACACCACUGCCAGCACCAUGGACGGAAAGGACAAUGGAGGAAAACAGGCCUCAAAAUGGUCUUGCAGAAAUGGACUUCUGCUCUUAACACACACACACUAACACACACACUCUGAGCCAUCUGACAUAACUGCUGCCUUGAUAGUUGGGGAAAACCCAAGGUGUGUAAGAGAGCUGUUGAGAAAGAUGUUUUGUUUUUUUGGAACUGCUGUAUACAGGUUUUUUUUUUACUGAAGGGCUUUUGUAUUAGAAACUCUCUUACACACACACACACACACACACACACACACACAUAUACAAGCACAUUCUGAUAGCUGCUAUGAGGAAACCUUGGAGGAACUCAGUCUAUCCGGCGAACAUGCUCCAAUUUUACCCAGAAUGCUGUAUUGCCCUUGUUUGACCUCUACCUGAAAAAAAUGCUUUAAUCCAUUAAUCUGUUCAGCCUUUUCACUUCUUCUUUAAACAGCUUUGGAAGCUUCAGCUUCCAUCAGUAAUGUCCUCCUGCUCGUCAUCUUGUAGAUCGCGAAACAGCUACAGUACGCUGAAUUAUCGCUGUAACUCUGGAGUUUCUUUCGGCUUUUUGUUUUUUCGGGAGGCAAAAGCACAAUUCAGUCAUUAAACACUAUAAGGACAAAAGUUUGUGGACACCUGACGAUGAUUCGUACGUAGAUUUUAAACAUCCCAUUCCACAUUCAGUCCCCGUUUCCUUUUAUAAGAACCUCCACUCUUCUGGGAAGAUGUUCCACUAGAUUCUGGAGUCUCAGAGAGAUUUGUGGCUCGUUCACCCACAGGAGUGAUCCAAUUCAUUCCGAUAGGGUUGGAGCUCUAUCGCAGGAGAUCCUCCACUCCAACCCAUGUAAUGCAGAUCUUCGUGGAGGGUACAGGGGUCUUGUCAUGCUGGAACAAGUUGCUAUGGGUCUCCUGGAUCAAUUGAAGGAAAAUUCCAUGCUACUUCACCCAAAGACGUCAGAUAUGGGUGAAAAAGUCAGGUGUCCCAAUAAGGUUUUUUUUUCAGCAAAUUCAUUGUUCUCACAUUUCUUAACGAGUGACAAUUGCUUUCCUUCCGUCUUGGACUUUCUGCUAACGUUCAUGUGAGGUCGGAUCCUACGGAUGUCCUAAGAAGACAUGCAUUGUAAUUUUUUUUCGUUCUUAUUUUCUCGUGGUCACACCUUAAUUUUCCUGCCAUAACAAAAGUCGUCUCAUUAUCACGACUUGACAUAAAAGUAUUUUUCUCGAUAUUACGAUUUAAUUAUCGCGUAAUCUCGACAUUAGUUUUCUCGUCGAUUCGACCCGGUUUUCUCAAACGUAAUUCUAUCGCAAGGAUAUCUUGCAUAUCGUGAACGUUUCCGGUGUAUAUGACGGAGUCUGCGUCGUAUUAACGAGACAAUAACUUUUGUUAUAGCGAGAAAAUUAAGUCCCGAUCACAAGACAAUUAUUCGAAUCUAUGGCCUCUUAGGACUUUCUAUGAAUCCAAUAACUUACAUGCCAUUAUUUAUUUAUUACCAUCAACCAAACUCGGCAUGUCUGCAGUCAGCACAGGUCAGAGGUCACUAGUUUUCCUGUCAGAGUUAGCAAUGUCGCUAGAUUUCGUUGGUAUCAAUGUUUGUUUUGUAUUGAUUUUGUACUGAUGUUUAUAUUUGUGAUUUUUUUUUUUAUAUUACGUGUUUGUGUGUUUUUUUUUUUUUUUUCUUUUUUUUUCCGGUAUGAUGAGAUAUAAACGGUUGAGGGCAACUUAAGAUUAGCCAUAACACAACACAAUGCAUUAGUGUUUGUGUGUGUUUACUGUAUUUUGUCUUAAUGAAUGGAAGCUGGUUGAUUUUUUUUAAUACUCUGACUGAAAUGUGAACUAAAUUUUUGAAAAUUGUCCUUCUAUUAAAUUUACUGGAAAUGAGGGGAGAUGUUGAUUAAAAUUUUAUACUUUGAAAAUGAAA
Silurus meridionalis is the source of this 5453-nucleotide messenger RNA. It is a transcript of the gene pigo, whose product is annotated as phosphatidylinositol glycan anchor biosynthesis, class O. The record is from RefSeq and is a predicted model, not a curated record. Bases 211 to 3444 code for a protein of 1077 amino acids. Lineage: Eukaryota; Metazoa; Chordata; Actinopteri; Siluriformes; Siluridae. Gene Ontology annotation, biological process: GPI anchor biosynthetic process. Gene Ontology annotation, molecular function: mannose-ethanolamine phosphotransferase activity. Gene Ontology annotation, cellular component: endoplasmic reticulum membrane. The transcript is spliced from 11 exons.